GGUUACCUCCCGUUUUCUCCCCUUAAAUGCCCAGUCAGCAAGUUUUGCCCCAACUCCCUUUAAACCUACAUCUCAUUGAACGCUGACUCAUUAAAUACUCCAUCCACCCAUAUUCGACCAUUAAAAGCUGGAGCAGGUUGCGUAAAAGGUAGAAGGACAUGGCGGCUUCAUCGUCUUCUUCGCUGGGAAGGAAACUGAGUGCGUAUGACCCGAACUGUCUGUGUGGUGUCAAAGCUCGCUUGUGUACAACCCGGGAAAGUGGGCGACAGUUUUAUGGAUGCCAAAGAUGGAAGGACGGUUUAGGCUGCGGAUAUUUUGUAUGGAAAGAGGAUUUAACAGGUUUGCAUGAAGAAAAAGAAGCAUACAUGGGGGUCCCUGGCUCAAAGGAAUGCUCAAAUCAUGACCUGAAAAGGAUGAUGUUAGUGAUGCAGCGUGACAUACAAACCAUCAAACUGAUUCUUGAAAGUGAAGCUAAAGAGAAGUUGUUUUGGAAGAGAAUGUGUCAAGGGGUUGUGAUGUUUGUUGUUGCAGCUCUCAUUCUUAAGAAAUUGUAAUAGAUUAGUGG
This is a messenger RNA of Cuscuta epithymum, 565 nucleotides long. The record is from the annotation of a GenBank genome assembly. Lineage: Eukaryota; Viridiplantae; Streptophyta; Magnoliopsida; Solanales; Convolvulaceae.